This is a messenger RNA of Phlebotomus papatasi, 4002 nucleotides long. RefSeq names its product ubiquitin conjugation factor E4 B (gene Ube4B). NCBI's taxonomy places the organism in Eukaryota, Metazoa, Arthropoda, Insecta, Diptera, Psychodidae. The transcript has 7 exons. Gene Ontology annotation, molecular function: ubiquitin-ubiquitin ligase activity. Gene Ontology annotation, biological process: protein polyubiquitination. Bases 328 to 3858 code for a protein of 1176 amino acids. Gene Ontology annotation, cellular component: cytoplasm; ubiquitin ligase complex; nucleus. The record is from RefSeq and is a predicted model, not a curated record.
UAAAAUCGGGCUGCCAGAUUGCUUUCAAAUUUUGGAUCAUCAUUGCGGAAAAAAACACACAAAGAAGAAAAGCGUUCUAGUGGAAAAAUUUUGUUCUGAAAAUCCUUUUUCUCUCGAUCCAAGUGCAUUUUCUGAGCUAAUAGUGACUAGUGCCGUUGAUGCUGUGAACAGAGCGUUUAGUGGAGAUCCAGAAACUGUGAAUUUGGAUGAUUUUUGACGUGGAAGUUUGACUAUCACUUUUUUAUUUUCUCCGUGUUUGAGACUCCGAGAAGAGACGGAAAUCCAGGAGAUUCCUUUGCUUAGAAAGUCCUGGAAUCCAAGAGGAAGAUGAGUGAGCUGACUCCCGAGGAGAUACGCCAGCGUCGAUUAAGACGCCUGGGAGUGGACCCCACGAGAGCUGGGGCUCUGCAGGAGCCAGCAGCCAAGGGGCCCACUGUGUCCUCCUCCACGGAGAGCAGCAACUCAAGCAGUGGCACGGAAAAGGUGUCCGGAAGCUCAGAGGCGCGUCAAUCGAGCCUGGAGCUGGUGGAGCAUAGGCAGAAACAGCAGAAAAUUGACACAGAACUCAGCAAUGAAGUCCUCACCACCUCAUCCGUGGAUCAGCACAGAGUUAAUAAUAACUACAGGGGAAAUCUCAUUGAGGCGACUGGAGAUGAUGUGAAGAAUGCUUCUGCGAGUUCUACGACAGAUAACAAUCAGGAAGUGGAGGUACAGCAAAUGGAGACAGAUGAAUGUAUGGACACAGACAAAUUAGGUGACUGUGAUUCGGGAAUUGAGAAUAUGGAGACAGAAGAUUGUUCUGAGAGCACCAAAGCUGCUCCCAAUGCAGAAUGUCUGCUAGACAAUCGGGGCAAUACGCAACUGGAAAUGGAGAUUUAUUUGUCCAAGGUGCUCAAUGCCACAUGGGCAGAGCACUGCAAGGGGGCGAUUAUUGUUAAGGAAGUAGCCACUGAGUAUAUGGAUAGCUUCGAAGAAGUGUCAAAUAUUGAAGAUUUCACAUCUAGGGUUCUGUUGAAUGUGAUUCAGUACUAUUUGGAGGGGUUUCUGAAGAAGAGUUCUUCGAAUUUUGAUGUAACUAUGCCAUCAUCAUCUGGGUGUUCGGAUGAUGCUGCUGGGGAGGAUGGGGAGGGUAAGCAGGAGAUGGAGUUUUUUGAACGUAGAACUGCUGCUCUGGACUACUUGAUCAGAUGCUACGAUGUCAUUAGGGGAGAAUGUUACAAUCUGACUUCGUCAAAGAGAUUAAAUACCGCGGAAUUGGUGCAGUUUCUGGAGAUGGUGAAGCAGCAGAUUCUUCAGCAUUCAAUUCUUGUGCUCAAUGGGACAUUUAGGGGUAGCAAAGAUGCAGUGGAAGUGUCAAAGAAGCCAGAAAAGUCGCCUCUUCUGCAAUUGAUGUACGAAAAGACGGUGGAAAGUGAUUUUUUGCAGGCUUUUGUUGCCCUAACCUACAAAAAUGUUGAAGUAUUCCGGGAUAUUUUUGAGCCACUUCUCCGAGAUUUAUUCACGGAUAUGCAAAAGGCAAUUGUGUCGAAGGAUUUGAAUGUGGAGAUUUUGGCCAAAUUGGAUGAAUUGACGGCUAUUGCAAUUGAGGGGAAUGUUCGGCCAAUUUGCAAUCUUAUUGCCAAGCAGUACAAUUUUUUCCCGAUCUCGUGUAGCAAGGCUCCUGGGCGGGAAAUUGCCAAAGUUAGCUUCCUGGGUCCAUUUCUCUCCCCCACAAUCUUCGUGGAGGAGAAUCCCAAGUUGGUUGAUACAAUUUUCACCAGUGACAAUGUCCUGGUUGAUGCUUCUCUUCAAUCAAGCCUUCAAGCUGGUUUAGGUUGCAUCCGGAAUUAUCUACAUGCGAUAUUUCAUGCACUACUGAAGAAUGUUGAGUCCAGAAACUCCGUUCUCAUGUACAUGUCCACAAUUCUCAAGGCUAAUGAGAAGAGGGCACAAAUCCACACGGAUGAGCGUGUUCUGGCCAGAGAUGGCUUUAUGCUCAAUUUUCUGUGUACACUGCAGAAAUUGGCGGCAAAGAUUAAACUUGAACGUGUAGACAUGAUGUAUCCGUUUCACUGGGAUUCACUGAUUCACAUUGUCAAGGAUACGAAGCUUCGAUAUGAAUCUGAGGAGUACAGUGAAUGGCUGCAGGAAUACAGAGGUACUCAUGUCUGGGAACCGACAAAUUUCCAGACACAGUGUUGGUUCCUAACUCUCCAUGCCCACCAUGUGGCCAUAAUUCCGGCCAUUCAGCGCUACAACAAGCGUUUGAGGGUGAUUAAGGAGCUGCAGCGACUGGUGGCAGAACUCAAUAAUACCAAGGCUCAGUGGGAAUUUACGCGAUUGGCAGCCAGAAAUGAAGAGGUGAGAACCAGAUGGACACUGCAACUGAUGAAGCUGAACAGAUCGAAAGCUUGCUGUGACAUUGGGUUGCUCGAUGAGAAUCUCCUGAGGCAGUGCAUGCGUUUCUACAGCACUGUCUGUGAGUUUAUUCUCUAUCACAUGGAAGGAAGGAAGAUCUCAGGACCAUUUAUCACCAGUAUCUCACCGCCACUUCUAACGCCCACGCCAGAAUUCUCAGCACUGCCCGAAUGGUAUGUGGAGGAUAUUGCGGACUUCCUGCUGUUUUGUAUGCAGUAUGCAACGGAUGUGAUUGUUGAGGAUAUGGAUCACUCGAUAAUCACAUGGCUGCUGACGAGCGUCUGUGCUCCCCAUUGCAUUAAGAAUCCCUAUGUGACUGCCAAAUUGGUGGAGGUGCUCUUUGUCACCACACCAACCAUUCAAACCACCUCCCAAAGUCUCCACAACAAUAUCAUGUUCCAUGACAUCUCCCUGUCUGUACUCCCAUCUGCCCUCAUGCGCUUCUACACGGAUAUCGAAACCACUGGCCAGAGUACAGAGUUCUAUGAUAAAUUCACAAUUCGCUACCACAUCAGUCAUUUGUUCAAAUGCAUGUGGCAGAGUCCAGUGCAUCGUCUGGCCAUGAUCAAUGAAUCCAAGACGGGCAAACAGUUUGUCAAGUUCAUCAAUAUGUUGAUGAAUGAUACGACUUUUCUGCUCGACGAAUGCUUGGAGUACCUCAAGCGAAUCCAUGAGACUCAAGUGUUGAUGCUGGAUGAGCCAGAGUGGGCAAAGUUGUCGGAGGAGAUACAACAGAGUAGACAGAGGCAAUUGUCACAGGAUGAGAGACAGUGCAAGAGUUACUUGACUCUGGCCAGGGAGACCGUGGAUAUGUUCCAUUAUCUCACUGUGGACAUCAAGGAACCUUUCCUGAGACCUGAAUUGGUGGACAGGCUCAGUUCAAUGCUCAAUUUCAACUUGCAGCAGCUCUGUGGGCCGAAGUGCAACAAUCUCAAGGUCAGGACUCCUGUGAAGUAUGGCUGGGAACCAAGAAGACUACUCGGACAAAUUAUUGACAUCUACCUGCAUCUCAGUUGCGAUGAAUUCGCAGCAGCCCUUGCGGCUGAUGAGCGAUCAUUUGAGAAGCACCUCUUUGAUGACGCUGCCGAUCGUAUUGAACGCCUUCAAAUCCGUUCGACAGUUGAAGUGGAACAAUUUAGAGCUCUUCUGGCUAAAGCCCAUGACAUUUACGUAACAAAUCAACAGCGUGAAGAUGAAUUUGCCGACGCUCCGGACGAGUUUAAGGAUCCUCUGAUGGAUACUCUAAUGAGUGACCCUGUGAUUCUGCCCUCAGGUGCCAUCAUGGAUCGUUCUAUCAUCACUAGGCAUCUCCUCAACAGCAGCACCGAUCCCUUCAAUCGGCAACCCUUGACUGAAGAUAUGCUGCAAUCUGCAACUGAACUGAAAGAGAGGAUCCAGGCUUGGAAGCGAGAGAAGCGCGACAAGGGAAAUUCUGGUGGAGAAAGUUCCAAGAGAUGCUGAGUCCUUGAAAUUUUGAGCGUGAGACAAAAAGAAAAAUAAUAAAAAUAAAUAAAUAAGUUGUUGUAAUUAAAACGCUAUAAUGUAAAAUGAAUUUUUGCGAUAUUUACGGAGAGAAAAUACACAGAGAAAAUUUAUAAGUGAAAA